Molecule: messenger RNA, 3423 nt
Organism: Oppiella nova
Lineage: Eukaryota; Metazoa; Arthropoda; Arachnida; Sarcoptiformes; Oppiidae
Source: the annotation of a GenBank genome assembly
CAUACAUACAUGACAUCAGUGCUCAGACAUGAAAGAUAAGGCCAGUUCAGGCAUUUUGGAUACCAUUCUUUGAUUUUGUUCCCAUAUUUUUGCCACAAUUUGUCCGAUAAGCGCAAGAUAUCGAUGUAUUGGUGGUCACAACACUCUCUUUAAUCCAAAUAUCUGUGACACCGUUUGGCGCAUUCGUGUGAUUGUCUGAUUGUGGGUCACAUCACACCCGUGACCACAAACAGUGGUCCAAAUGCCGCCGUAUUUAACACAACCGCACUUCUCCAACAGCCUUCUCAUCAAACGGCUGCUGACGGCGCCCAUCAGUGCGGCCGAAGCUCAGGGCCAGGCCAUCGCCGAUAGGGAUGAGACGGUCACCGCCAACAGUAUUAGUUCGACGAUCGCCGGCACCAUUGCCUCCACGCUGUCCACAACGACUACAGCGGCGCCGGUGGUCACGGAAGGCAUGAUCGUCAGGAUGGAGAAGUCGGGCGAGAAGAUCAUGGAAGCCGUGGCCGAGAAGACACACAUUCCCUUUUGGGGCGUCUUUUUCAUAUUCCUGGUCAUCGUUGGCGUCUUUCUCGUCGUCUUCUACUGCUUCCUACAGCGCUGGUGGAGAAAGUUUAGGGGCAAAGAGGGAAAGGGGUUUAUGGGCGGCAAAGUUGACCUCAGGUCCGUACAACUCCUGGGACAGGCCUAUAAGGAAAAGGUUCAGCCGGAUAUGGAGGAACUGGCGGCUAAUAUGGAGGACAACGAGAACGACAAGGAGUCCAACAAAGAAGAGGUCAAAUUAGGCAGACUUCAGUUCAAGAUAGACUAUGAUUUCAACCAGGCUAAUGUUCAGCCGGAUAUGGAGGAACUGGCGGCUAAUAUGGAGGACAACGAGAACGACAAGGAGUCCACCAAAGAAGAGGUCAAAUUAGGCAGACUUCAGUUCAAGAUAGACUAUGAUUUCAACCAGGCUAAUUUAUCCGUAUCAGUACUGCAAGCAGAAGAACUUCCCGGUCUCGACAUGUCUGGAACGAGUGAUCCUUAUGUUAAGGUUCCGUACGCAGAGAUAACUACAAAAACCCUUAUACCGUUAAAUCAAAUAGACCUUGCACAAACUAUUGAGGAAUGGAGAGACUUGACUAGUGUGGAAGGGGAGCAAGGACAGGAAAACAAGUUGGGAGAUACUUGCUUCUCAUUACGAUACGUACCGACGGCUGGAAAGUUAACGGUUGUUAUACUUGAGGCCAAAAAUCUCAAAAAGAUGGACGUCGGAGGACUCAGUGACCCUUAUGUUAAAAUUGCACUCAUGAUGAAUGGAAAGCGAUUGAAGAAGAAAAAGACAUCCAUAAAGAAGUGUACACUUAAUCCUUAUUAUAACGAAUCGUUUACUUUUGAGGUACCGUUUGAACAAAUUCAAAAAGUCCAGUUAGUGGUCACUGUUGUCGACUACGAUAGGAUCGGCACUUCCGAACCAAUUGGCAAAGUUGUGUUGGGCUGUAAUGCCUCGGGUACUGAACUGAGACAUUGGAUGGAUAUGUUGGCGUCGCCCCGAAGACCUAUAGCUCAGUGGCAUUCCCUAAAGGAUCCGGAAGAUAGCGGCGGAAAAGAAAACUAAAGAAAAUAUAUAAAAACACUUUUUUCAUUCAUACUUCAGAUAUUUUAAGAGACAACUUUUUAUUAUUAUUGUGUUUUUCAAUCGUCGAGUAAUUACUUGUGUUUUUCUAAACAAAUUUUAUUGUAUUGUUUUCAGAGUAUUUAUCUUAUUAUAUCAUGUGAUUACAUAUAAAUAUAUAUCUUAAGUAUAAACACCUUUUGGGCUAAAGACAACUUUAAACAAUUUUAGUAAUUAUUAUUAUAUUACCUAAAAUCAACAUUAUAUUCAAUUUGAUAUGAACUUUUGUUUGAUUAUUUUGUAAUAGAUUUUUAAAAUCUAAGUCUUUUAGAGCAGAGUAUUUAAUACUUUUAACCAUUUAUGUUCAUUUUGUCUGAAUUUUGUAUUUUCUAAGUGAGUGCUUUAAUUGUGGUUUUGGAUAUUUUGUUUUAUGUAAAUGAUAAAAAUAUAAAAUACUGGUAAAAACAUAAAAAUGCACAAAACAUUCCCACAAACUGUUCAAAUAUCAAUACAUUUAACCAUUUCGUUUAAAAACCAAAACCAAAAUUUAUUCUUCAAUUAUUAUUGAUAUUAUAGACUAUAACUCAUAAAUUAAUCUUCAAAUCAAUACAUAUAGAGACAGAGAGUGUCUAACAGAGGAAACCGUGAAAUUGUGAGUGCCAUAUAUGCCAUACAUUUCCAUAUCUUAAGCAAACCAAUAAAAUUAUAUUAACCUAAAGCAAAAACAAUUCAAAUCAAUUAGUGAUUUAUUAUUUAAGAGAUAUAUUGAUGUUAUGUUAGGUUCACCACAGUAUUGCAAAUGAAUGUCAAAGUGAACACAUGAGUGAAAUUAAACAGAUUGUCUAUGUUUUGGUAAAUGUACUAAAAAUGUACAAUUGAAGUGAAUUUUUCUUGAAAUUAAACCAAAUGUCUUGAAAAUGAAAUAUUUAUUUAAAACAAUUUACAAAUACAUUCUACUUUGUUUUCCAAAUCUCAAAAUCAUAUGAAAUAAUUAUUAAAUUGUAAAUACCAUACUAUUACAGUAUUCUAAUUAUUUAGACCUCACGUAUAAAAAAGCACUUUAUAUUCCCAAUUAAAAUAUGAUUUCGAGAAAUCUUGUAAUUAACCCUGAAAUUAGUUUCACAUUGUUUUGUUGUGAGUAAUAUAUAUAUGUAUUUUUGUUGGAUUAUAUGUUAUUUGGAAAUUAAUUCCCGAUUUAGUUCCCCUCUCAAAGACCUGUAUCUCAUUGAGGCUCAGGUGGAGGGCAGCGAAACACAUGGAUCUCAAAUUUAAACGUUUAUUAUAUAUAAUAUACUAUUAUAUUAUAUAACAUGAAUAUAAACAUUGAUUAUUGCUAAUAAAUUAUUAGUUUCUUAAUUAUCGACAGAUAAUGACAUAAUAAUCAAUAUUUAUUAUUCACUUAUUAUUAUUAUUAUUAAAUAUUUCAAACUAAUGGUUAUUAAAUUUUCAAACCAAAUAUGUAAAUUUAUAUUAAACAUACAAAAAUGAAAUUGUCAAAACAAUGAUUCAGUUAAGCCUAUUAUUUGAUAAUUGAAAUGUUAUUUUAUUGUCUAUAUUGAGUAACAUAUUGUAAUCAAAUAUUAUUAUUAUUAUUAUUGUUGUUAAUAUUUUUAAAAUAAUAUUUUAAAAAUAUAUUACUAGAGUAGAAUUGAGUAAAUUCUAGUCAACAAAUUUUAUGUAAAAUAUUAAAUAAUAAUAAUAAUAAUAAUUUAUGAAGUUUUAAGUAACUAAUUAUUAAUUAUUUAAAAAUUUUAAUACAAUAUCAACAACAAUCCAAAUUAUAACGAAUACAAUUGUAUUGUAAUUAAAAAAUAAAUUAUGAUUAAAACAUU